AUGAGCUCCAUCUUCCGAAGCGAAGAGAUGUGCUUAGUCCAACUUUUCUUCCAGACUGAAACAGCAUACUACUGUAUUAACGCACUGGGAGAGCUGGGGAUGGUGCAGUUCAGAGAUCUGAAUCCAGGCACUAUCAUUUUCCAGAGGAAGUUUGUGAAUGAGGUCAAGCGAUGUCAAGAGAUGGAGAGAAUUCUACACUUUUUAGAGAAAGAAAUUACAAAGGCUAAUAUUCCAAUCAUUGAAAGUGGUGAAAUUGAUAAGGCACCUUGCCCGAGGGAUGUAAUUGAAUUAGAGGCUGCUUUUGAAAAGCUAGAAAAAGAGUUGAAAGAGAUCAACACAAACCAGGAAGCUUUGAAAAAUAAUUGCUUGGAGCUGACGGAGCUAAAAUUCCUUCUUCAGAUAACUGAAGAUUUCUUUGAAGAGGCAGAGUCUCAGCUCUCAGGCUCUGAGCUCCCCUCUGAAGAGUCAGUGUCUGUAACCGCAUUUUCAAGAAGACUCAGCAGCACGAGUGGAGGAGGACGUCUGAAAUUGAGCUUUGUGGCUGGAGUGAUCAAGCGAGAAAGGUUUCCUGCUUUCGAGAGAUUACUAUGGAGAGUCUGCCAUGGAAACAUUGUUUUACGUCAUGUCAAAAUUGAUGUCCCAGUGGAGGAUCCCAUGGCUGAUGAAUUUGUCAAUAAAGACGUGUUCAUGGUUUUCUUCCAAGGAGAGCAAUUUAAAAGCAAAGUGAAGACAAUAUGUGAAGGAUUCCAUGCCACAAUGUAUCCUUGCCCAGAAUCUUUACACAAAAGAAUGGAAUUGAGCAUUGGUGUAAAUACACGGAUUGCGGAUCUGAGCAUGAUACUUACCCAGACAGAAGAACACCGUACAAAUGUGCUUCUUUCUGCUGCUAAACACAUCCACCAAUGGAAUGUUAAAGUAAGGAAGAUGAAGGCGAUUUAUUACACACUAAAUCUCUGCAACCUGGAUAUCACCCACAAGUGUCUGAUAGCUGAAAUCUGGUGUUCUGUUGUAGACCUGAAUAAAGUCCACAACGCAUUAUCAAAAGGAGCUGAACUGACUGGCUCCACCUUGCCUCCUAUCUUGAACAGGAUAGAGACGAGGCAAACCCCUCCAACAUUUAACAGGACAAAUACAUUUACUGUUGGAUUUCAGAGCAUUGUAGAUGCUUAUGGAGUAGGAAACUAUCGAGAAGUUAAUCCAGCCCCUUAUAGCAUUGUCACGUUCCCCUUUGUUUUUGCCGUCAUGUUUGGUGAUUGUGGUCAUGGGCUAAUCAUGACCGUGUUGUCUCUGGGGAUGGUCCUGUACAAAAACCUACACAGUAAUAAAAAGAUGGACAAUGAGAUAUUAAGUACUUUGUUACACGGACGCUUCAUUAUCCUGCUGAUGGGACUCUUUUCGAUCUACACUGGCCUCGUAUACAAUGACUGCUUCUCCAAAGCUUUCAAUCUUUUUGGAUCAGCCUGGAAUGUCACAGCUAUGUUCCAGCCAAAUGGUCCUUGGAAUAACCAUAUAUUACACAAGUCAGCAACACUGCAGUUAGAUCCUGCAGUACCUGGUGUGUUUUCAGGAAAACCCUAUCCCUUUGGCAUUGAUCCAAUUUGGAACAUUGCAGUAAACAAGCUAACAUUCCUGAACUCCUACAAAAUGAAGAUGUCCGUCAUCAUGGGUGUCAUUCACAUGAUGUUUGGAGUCACGCUGAGCUUAUUCAAUUACAUUUACUUUAAGGAACUUAGGAAUAUUGUUCUGCAGUUUAUCCCAGAGAUAAUUUUCUUGACUGCUCUGUUUGGCUACUUGGUCUUCUUGAUCAUCUACAAGUGGUGCAGGUUCACAGUGUCAGAGUCUGAGACUGCUCCCAGCAUCCUUGUGCACUUCAUCAAUAUGUUGAUGUUUAACUACAGUGGGCCAGAAAAUACACGUUUCUAUUGUAGGCAGAGGAGUCUUCAGACCUUUUUAGUUAUUAUUGCCCUGCUGACAGUUCCUUGGAUGCUGCUCAUUAAACCCUAUCUGCUGUACAGUCACCACCAAAGAGCACAGCGUCAAUUCAGCUUUGGCGAUACCUUUGUCCAACAGUCUAUCCAUACUAUUGAGUACUGUCUGGGCUGUGUGUCUAAUACUGCCUCAUACCUUCGCUUAUGGGCCCUCAGUCUGGCUCAUGCAGAACUUUCUGAGGUGUUGUGGCACAUGAUCCUACAUAAUGGCUUCACUACAAAUCAUGGUCUAGGUUCAAUUGGGCUCGCUAUCAUUUUUGCUGUUUUUGCUACUCUCACUGUGGCAAUUCUACUGAUCAUGGAAGGUCUCUCUGCAUUUCUACAUGCCCUACGCCUACACUGGGUGGAAUUUCAGAACAAGUUUUACAAAGGAGCAGGUUAUAAAUUUACCCCCUUCUCAUUCAUUGAAAUCUUAUGUNAAAAAAAUUGA
Messenger RNA from Callorhinchus milii (elephant shark), 2418 nucleotides. RefSeq names its product V-type proton ATPase 116 kDa subunit a1-like. NCBI's taxonomy places the organism in Eukaryota, Metazoa, Chordata, Chondrichthyes, Chimaeriformes, Callorhinchidae. Bases 1 to 2418 code for a protein of 805 amino acids. Gene Ontology annotation, molecular function: ATPase binding; proton-transporting ATPase activity, rotational mechanism. The transcript is spliced from 19 exons. Gene Ontology annotation, biological process: vacuolar acidification; proton transmembrane transport. Gene Ontology annotation, cellular component: vacuolar proton-transporting V-type ATPase, V0 domain; plasma membrane; vacuolar proton-transporting V-type ATPase complex. The record is from RefSeq and is a predicted model, not a curated record.